Molecule: messenger RNA, 593 nt
Organism: Metopolophium dirhodum (rose-grain aphid)
Lineage: Eukaryota; Metazoa; Arthropoda; Insecta; Hemiptera; Aphididae
Exons: 3
Coding region: 154-579 (141 amino acids)
Source: RefSeq, a predicted model, not a curated record
GGUACUCUUUGUGGAACAGUGAUAAGAGGAGGGUUGGUCCAGGCCAGCGAACGGUACUGUCGGGCGAACAACCCCAAGACGCCGGGGUAUGAUGUUGAGAAGCCGUCGUCAUGGCUCGUCUACCAGGAUUGCAACAACUUGUACGGGUACGCCAUGGGGGAAUACAUGCCCCACGGAGGGUUCAAGUGGUAUGAUGGUGAUUUAGAUCGCUCUCUAGAGCUGCUGGACGUUAUGACUGAUAAAUCCAACGUUGGGCGUAUCUACGAGGUUGAUAUCGCUUACCCCGACAACCUACAUGACAAGCACAACGAUCUCCCCUUCUUACCUCAGAAUACCGUACCCCCAGGCUCAAAAGUGAAUAAACUAAUGGCCACGUUGGAAAGGAAAGAACGGUAUAUAGUUCACUAUAGGAAUUUAAAGCAGGCCAUUGCUAAUGGAUUGAUAGUGGGAAAAGUUCACAGGGUGUUGGAAUUUCAACAGUCUGCGUGGUUGGCCGAUUAUAUAAAUCUAAACACCGAGAUGAGGAAAAAGGCCAGCAACGAAUUUGAACUCGGUUUCAUACCCACGUCGAAUGCGUAAGCUAAUUAAUAAAC